Calypte anna (Anna's hummingbird) is the source of this 1893-nucleotide messenger RNA. Its product is annotated as cytochrome P450 2C5. Lineage: Eukaryota; Metazoa; Chordata; Aves; Apodiformes; Trochilidae. The transcript has 9 exons. Gene Ontology annotation, cellular component: intracellular membrane-bounded organelle; cytoplasm. Gene Ontology annotation, biological process: xenobiotic metabolic process. Gene Ontology annotation, molecular function: heme binding; iron ion binding; oxidoreductase activity, acting on paired donors, with incorporation or reduction of molecular oxygen, reduced flavin or flavoprotein as one donor, and incorporation of one atom of oxygen. The coding region runs from base 89 to 1582 and encodes 497 amino acids. The record is from RefSeq and is a predicted model, not a curated record.
GGUUGUUUUUUUUUGGUUUUUUUUUUCCCCUGGAAAGGGAAUUUAUUUAUUUAUUUCUUUAUUUCAUUCCCUUCCCCAGGGGGUGAGGAUGGAUGCUGGAUCAGCCGGGUUACUCGUGACCCUCCUCCUCCUCUCUAUCCUGUGGUUUCUAAUCCAGAGUAUUGAUAAAAAGAGAAGCCAGCUGCCUCCAGGACCAGCCCCGUGGCCCAUUCUGGGCAACCUGUGGCAGAAAGAUGUCCUGCCCCUCUACAGGAACUAUGAGAAGCUCAGCAGCAUGUACGGCCCCAUCUUCACUGUCUGGGUGGGGCUGAAGCCCAUGGUGGUGCUCUGUGGGUACGAGGUGGUGAAGGGUGCUCUGCUGGACCACUCCGAGGAGUUUGGGGGCAGACCUAACAUCCCCCUCAUGGCACAGCUGUCAAAGGACUAUGGGAUCAUCUCCAACAAUGAGAAGAAGUGGAGGGAGCUGCGGAGGUUCACGCUCAGCACCCUGCGGGAUUUCGGGAUGGGGAAGAGCUCCAUGUCCCAGAGGGUGCAGCAGGAAGCCCAGCACCUGGUGGAGCUACUGGAAGAACUUGAAGGAAAGGCCUUUGAGCCAAUGAUGAUGUUCAGACACGCGGUUUCCAACGUGAUCUGCUCCGUUGUCUUCGGCAGCCGCUACAGCUACAGUGACAGGGACUUCCUGGAGCUCCUGAGCACCAUUGGGAGCUACAUCAGCUUCUUCCUCUCCCCCAUCGCCAUGGUCUACAACACCUUCCCCUACAUCGUGCACCACCUCCCAGGACCACACAGGAAAGCCCUGGCCAGGUGUGAGAAGCUGAAGGAUUACAUCCGAGGCAGAGUAGAGCAUCACAAGCUGACCCUGGAUCCCAGCUGCCCCCGGGACUACAUCGACUGCUUCCUGCUGAAAGCUGAGAAGGAGAGGAGCAGCCUGGAGAGAAUGUACAGCAGUGAGGACUUGGUCAUGUCAGUGUUCACCCUCUUUGGGGCUGGGACAGUGACCACGAGCAACGCCCUGGUCUUCUUCCUCUUGAUCCUGUCAAAAUAUCCCCAUAUUCAAGCCAAGGUCCAGGAGGAGAUUGAUGUGGUGGUGGGUGACAGGCGUGGUCCCAGCAUGGAGGACAGGCUGAGGAUGCCCUACACCAACGCUGUGAUCCACGAGCUGCAACGCUGCCAGAGGACCCGGAUCGAGAACUUCCCCCGGAUGGCCACCCAGGACAUCGUGUUCAGGGGCCACACCAUCCCCAAGGGCACAGUGGUUAUUCCUGUAUUUUCUUCUGUCCAUACGGACCCAAGUCAGUGGGAGAAGCCCAAAGAAGUCAACCCAAGCCACUUCUUGGAUGAGAAUGGGGAGUUCAAGAAGCACAAAGCCUUCAUGGCUUUCUCCACAGGGAAGAGGAUGUGUCCUGGAGAGGCUCUGGCACGCAUCGAGCUCUUCCUUUUCCUGACCACGCUGCUGCAGAGCUUCACCUUCCAGCUGGCUGAGGAGCACAAGGAGAUGGAUUUCUCCUCCCUCUGGCUGGAGAUAGAGAGGAGAGCCAUUCCUGGGAAGUUCUUUGCUCUUCGGCGCCCCGUGUCCUGCUAAGCAGAGAGCAGUGAGGAGGAGGAGGAGGAGGAAGGGGCCCAGGGACCUUCCCCUGAGGGCAGAGCAAGCCAUGGCACCAGGCAGGCAGGAGGGUCCCUUCAAGCUCCUUCUCAGAGAGCUGCCAGGCAUCCCUGCCACCAACUCCAUGGACAAAGGGGCUCCCAGCUCCACAUCCCAGUAACACAAGGAGGGCAGCACUGAUUUUCUCUGGUUGAACCUCCGGUUCCUACGUGGCUGAGCUGUCUGUAGCUCCCCAGCUCAGCUGGGCACUCCCUCGUUUUGGUACUUCUGAAAUAAAAAUAACCAUCACA